Lolium rigidum is the source of this 2691-nucleotide messenger RNA. RefSeq lists its product as uncharacterized. NCBI's taxonomy places the organism in Eukaryota, Viridiplantae, Streptophyta, Magnoliopsida, Poales, Poaceae. Bases 1 to 2691 code for a protein of 896 amino acids. The transcript has a single exon. The record is from RefSeq and is a predicted model, not a curated record. Gene Ontology annotation, cellular component: intracellular membrane-bounded organelle.
AUGGUGUCACCACCACCAUUGAAGAAUCCUACUUACUUGUGCACUUACCACAUCUGCUUCCUUGUUCUUGUGUCCACCACCACCACCCUCUCCGCAGCUGUUUCAACCAGCUCCUACUCCUCCGUUUGCCCCUCCGUGGCACCUGCUUCCGACCGCCACGCCGACGCUGGCGACGCCCUUUCUCUCGCCCGCUCCUUCCAGGUAUACGACGGUUACUUCUCAGGCGGCGCGGACAGCCUCUUCUCCCACGACGAUCAACUCCACAACAACUACCGCUCAUUUUCCCUCUUCCCCGACAGCGCGAGCCGCACCAGCGACCCCGCUCUCAUCCACGUCGCCGCCACCCUCACCCUCACCGGCCCCCGCAGCAUCAGGUAUAUGAGCCAUGGACGCCGCCGCAAUCACACCUUCGCCCAGUCCAUCUCUUUCGUCCUCGACGGCUACUACUCCUCCACCUCACUCCAACUCUGCAUGGUUGGGACGGGCACCGAGCUCGCCGCCAACAGCUCUAGUCUAAAGCAGUACUUGGAUGUCACCCUCCGCCUCCACGUGCCCAGUCCUUCCAGCCUCACCGAUCCCUUCGUGACUGGCACUCUAGAUGGCUCCUCCGACUUCAGGGCCAUCCAUCUGCUCGCGUAUGCCGAAGGGGAAGAUUACCGGUACGGCGAGCGCGCCACCUGCAGCUUAAUCGAGGUGCAGCAGCCGGCCACGGGCUCACUUCAGGCGCUCGAGGGCAACUUCGCAUGCGAAGCCUUGAGAGAGACCUCUUACAGGCUGCUGGAUCAUCGCGGUGGCGGCCCGGCCAAGCUUCAUCGGAUGCACGUCAACCGGAUGCAGUGCGGCGCGGACGGCGCCGUGCACGCGUACAUGGUGCUCUCCAACGACACCCGGUCCGGAAGGCGUGGCUACCGUGGCCGUGGGUACUACCACCACAUGGUCAACGACGAGGCGAUGGUAGCCGAAGGGCACUGGGACUCAGAUCGGAGGAUGCUCUGCCUGAGAGCAUGUUGGGUGGUGCGCUCCCGGCCGUCAACUCUGGCGGUGCUCGAGUGCGGCAUCGGGAUGAGCUUCUGGUUCCCGGCCGUGUGGACGGUCCUCGAGCGGAGCACCGUGGCCGGCGUGCUUUGGAGCUCCAGUGUCAACAUUGGCGCUGGACCGAUUUCUGGCGUGAUAUCGGCGUUCAGCUUCGAUGACCACAGAAGAAACCUCUCCGACGUGACGUACAGCUACAACGACACGAUGCUUGAGGUGGCGAAGAAGCAGUAUUAUCUGAAUAUUAGCAAGGGGAAGAGAAAAGGUUCGUUCCCAGCCCAGGGUAACUAUGCUUACCACGACUUCAGGCUUCAAUUUUACAUGAAAAAUGCGGGGACCGGAGACGCCUACCCCGUCACGAUGGGCUCGGUGAUGCUAAACGAGGAUGGGUUCGUCGCCGAUGAUUCCUCCUCCUCACGGCCAGCGGUGGUUGACGACUUGCUGAGCAUCAGCUACGACAUACUCCAUUAUGCGCCUCCGCCCAAGAAUCAGGUGAACGUGUCGCGCUCAUACACCCUUGAGGAAGGACGAAUCUCAGCAGAGGGUGUGUACGAUCCCAAGAGGGGCAUCCUGUCCAUGGUGGGCAGCCAGGAGCACAGCGGCUCAACGGACUGCGAGAUAUUGAUAACCGUGCAGUUUGCCGCUGUGGGUGACAGAGCUGAGGGACUCGGCAGCAAGGGAACAAUCAAAAGCCUGAGGAACAGGACCGACGGCCUUUUCUUCGAGAAGAUGGACAUCACCCUUUACAGUAUGUACCCAAUGGAGGUGUCGGAGGCGAUAUCGAGGAUGGACCUGGAGAGCGUCAUGUUGGUGAUCUCCUCAACGUUGUCGUGCAUCUUCACCAUCCUGCAGAUCCUCCACACAAAGCGGAACCCCAAGACAGCUCCGGCGAUGUCGAUCACCAUGCUCGCCGUCCUCACCUUGGGGCACCUCGCCCCUCUCGUGCUCAGCUUCGAGGUGAUGUUCCGGAGCAGAAGGAGCCAGUACUCUCUGUACUUGAUGGAUGGCUGGCUGGAGGUGAAUCAAGUGAUGAUGCGGGUGCCUACACUGAUCGCCUUCCUGCUGCAGCUGCGCCUUCUUCAGCUGGGGUUGUUCGGCCGCCUGAGAUCGGGCGGCCACCAGAGCGAAUCCGUUGGUACACCGUCGGUGGCCGUGUCGGAGAGGGUCGUGCUGCAGGUGUGCCUGCCACUGUAUCUUCUCGGAGGAGUCCUUGCCGUGAUCUUCCACAUGAUCAAUGCCCACUCUACUGCAGGCGAUGUUGUUCUCGUUGGUGAGGAUCCGGCGACGCUAUGGGACGACCUGGUGUCGUACGCGGGGCUGAUACUGGACGGCUUCCUCCUCCCUCAGGUCAUCCUGAAUGCGUCCGUGUCAGGCUCCAAAGUUCGAGCGAUUUCACCUUGGUUUUAUAUGGGGGGCAGCGCGAUCCGAGCGGCGCCUCAUGUGUAUGAUGUGGUCAGGGGGCGUAUCUUGGAGCAGCUAAGCGUGAGGCUCACCAAGGUAUACGCGAGCCCUCGUGUCGACCUGUUCGGUGUCGCGUGGGACAUCGUUAUACCCUGUGGAGCAGCUUUGCUAGCCACGGUCCUAUUCUUGCAGCAGCGGCUUGGGGAUGCCUCGGAGAGACGGAGAUCAGGUGGUUAUGAGAUGGUAUCUCACAGCUAA